This is a messenger RNA of Belonocnema kinseyi, 2177 nucleotides long. RefSeq lists its product as uncharacterized. The record is from RefSeq and is a predicted model, not a curated record. The transcript has 10 exons. NCBI's taxonomy places the organism in Eukaryota, Metazoa, Arthropoda, Insecta, Hymenoptera, Cynipidae. The coding region runs from base 278 to 1858 and encodes 526 amino acids.
AUGUCUGCCUGCUCGUGUAUAGUAAUUUGCAGUUGCUCGAUAACACUCGAUAUUGUAUAACGGUUAGUGCAACAUCCUAUUGCACUUUUUGCCCAAAACUGUUAGUGAUUAUUGUCAACUGUGUUGUGAAUGUAGCAGAGAAGAGGGAUGUUUAGUUUCUGUGUCGGGGACGAAUUUUAAGAGUGAUAUCAUCAAAAAAAGAGAUUAAAGUCAAGAAUUCACCAAUGAUGGAAUAGAGGAAAUAGUUUUUUUUAAAAAGCUCACGAAAAUAAGCCAAAUGGCUGAAUUCAGUUUUUUCCAGUUAAUCCCCGAAGCAGCCUUAAUGGACCCAUUAAGCAUAAAGUCAGAAAUAAAAGAUGAACGCGAUCUAGGUGAAUCUGAUAAAAUCGAUUCAGUUGACGUAGCCAGUACAUUCGAUGUCAACGAGUGUGGAAGAAAAGCAAAGCAAAGUCGAACUAUUGACGUAACAAUAUUUUCUCCGGACACAACAUCAUCUUCUUCAAGAAUGACUUCAAACAACGAAAACAGCAACAAGUCCGUCGACUAUACGGAUUGUUAUAUGAGAUUACAGAAUGGCAAAAACAGUAACAAUGAACAAUCAGAAUUAGAAGUACUUCUAACAAAAGGAGGCGAUGGAAAAAUAAUAAAAAGAUCCUACAAAACCAAUGGAGGAUUUCUUCCCGACACUGUUCGAACAAUUUUAGUCCAUCUGAUCGUGAAACACGAAAUGGAUAAAGCUUUAUCAACUUUAUCCGACGAUGGUGAAGAGAAACUCGAAGAAUUUACAAUAACUUCGAAUCAAAUGCAGAAUUAUGCAAACGACAUUGUGAAGAUAUUCCCUAGUGAAAAGACAGACACCUACUUUGGAGGAUUUAAAACUUUGAAUGGAGUGCGAAUCUUGGCACAUGGAAAAUUAUGGGAUCAUUAUAAUUAUAUGAAGUCAGUUCUCAGAGAUCAAGGCGUCUUGGAAGGUCGGAAAUUCAAGAAAAAGAAGCCGGAGAGAACAGCAGUAGUAGACGGCGAAACACGAAAAAAAUUGGAUUGGUUAUUAAACAAUUCUCUUCCCUGGUCUGAUGUUCUCAAAAAUUGGAAGGAAACUUUUGAAGCGAGAACUGAAGGCCAUUCUGAACUAGCAAUGAAGCAACUUUUUGAAUAUUAUCAAACCUUCCCAUGCCUUCGUGAACAGCAAGCAGUUGAUUUGAUUCAAAGCGACUUUGAUCAACUUUACAAAAAGAAACCAUUCAAUUUUACUGAGUCGUGGAAUAUAUUAAAACCUCAUCUCAUUUCAAAGCUUCAAGCUUGCAAAACGAUAAAAACAUUAGAUGAUAAAGCCUAUGUUCAUUUGCUGCCUUCUUUAACUUCUGAGCAACAAGAUGGAGUUAUUCUCUUCUUGCUUCCCUAUUUAGUACCGUGUGGACGCAGAAAGCGAAGAAACGAUGAUCAAGAAGAAACACGAAAAAUGACAUCUAGCGAGCGGAGAGAUACAUUCAUCAUCUACAUUUCUUCCGCUGCGGAUGUUGAUUCAACCCUAAAGAAAAAAAGUGAAGACUUAAAAAGAACCGGACGAACAUUGCACCCAACACCAGUGGGUGUGGGAUCAGUUAUGGGCGUAAAAGCAGCAUAUGUGGUAGUCAACGAUAUCAAAUAUGAAGUUUCAUCACUCUUGAAUGCGAUUGACUUGUCCUACAAAAUUUAUUACGCAGCCCACUGUGAUUUUCCAGAAAGCUGUCAUAGCUUAUGGCUUUUUAUGCAAAAAGCUAUGUUCGAUAUACAUUAUCCCACUGAUAGGGCUACUCCUUCAUUGCACGCUUUGGUUGGAGAAGCAAGACGCGUUAUUGAUUCGAAAAGUAGCACUUAAAGUAGUACUUUAUAAUUUUCCUUUUUUUUAGAUUCAAAAUUAUUUUUUCUUUUUAAAAAUCUUCGUUAUUUAUACGGACAAAAAAUAUUUUUUUAUUCAUUAUGACUCAAAAACUGUUUUCUAAAAGUUGAGACCCUCUCUAUUAUUACGCAUUCAUCCAUAGUAGCACUUUCUAAUAUUCAUUUUUUUUUCUGAUUCAACAUUGUAUUUUCAUUUCAGUUCUUCGUUAUUUGUACGCACAAAAAAAUUUUUUUUAUGUAUCUUGACAAAAACUGUUCACUAAAAAUUGAGAACCUCUGUAUUAUUACGUUCUCCUCCA